AUGAGCAAGGCCCACCCUCCUGAGCUGAAGAGAUUUAUGGACAAGAAGUUAUCACUGAAAUUAAGUGGUGACAGACAUGUCCAAGGAAUACUGCAGGGAUUUGAUCCCAUCAUGAAUCUUGUGAUUGGUGAAUAUGUGGAAAUGGCAACUAGUGGGCAGCAGAAUAAUAUUGGGAUGGUGGUCAUAUGA
This is a messenger RNA of Jaculus jaculus (lesser Egyptian jerboa), 189 nucleotides long. RefSeq names its product small nuclear ribonucleoprotein G-like. Gene Ontology annotation, cellular component: spliceosomal tri-snRNP complex; U4 snRNP; U1 snRNP. Gene Ontology annotation, molecular function: RNA binding. The transcript has a single exon. Gene Ontology annotation, biological process: mRNA splicing, via spliceosome. The record is from RefSeq and is a predicted model, not a curated record. Lineage: Eukaryota; Metazoa; Chordata; Mammalia; Rodentia; Dipodidae. Bases 1 to 189 code for a protein of 62 amino acids.